Stomoxys calcitrans (stable fly) is the source of this 1591-nucleotide messenger RNA. RefSeq names its product DNA polymerase delta subunit 2 (gene PolD2). Lineage: Eukaryota; Metazoa; Arthropoda; Insecta; Diptera; Muscidae. Gene Ontology annotation, cellular component: delta DNA polymerase complex. Gene Ontology annotation, molecular function: DNA binding. The record is from RefSeq and is a predicted model, not a curated record. The coding region runs from base 275 to 1552 and encodes 425 amino acids. Gene Ontology annotation, biological process: DNA replication; DNA strand elongation involved in DNA replication. The transcript has a single exon.
AUACAGGGACAAGUUAUAUUGAAUAAAAUAAAUAUCUUGAUAAAUUGCAGUUUUGAGUAACUACAUUCUACUUGCACUACAAAAGUCGUUUGUAGGGUUAUUUAGCACAAUUCCAGCAUGUAACUUCGAUUUUGCAGUUAUCACUUAAAUAAUUGGUCUUGCUAUCGGUCCAGUUAUCGAUGUCUUUGUUAUUGAGAACUUGGCGGUACAAAAAGUAAACAAAAAACAACAUUUCACAAGUCCAGACUAAACUUAAGCACAAAUAUCAACGAAUAUGGCUUCGCACAAAUACGAAAAUCAUUCUCAGAAAUUUCUGGUGAAAUCCUUUGAUUAUCAACGCCAAUUCUUUCAUUUAUAUUCACAACGUUUGAGCGAAAUGUCUGCGUAUAUGACUAAGCGUGCUGAGCAACUUUGGGGCACUAAGGUGCCCAUCAAAAAACUAUGUGAUCUGCGAGAAGAAAAUGAAGAGGAAUGUAUAAUUAUUGGCACAAUUUACAAACAUCAGGCCCAUAAGCCAAGUAUUCUCAAAGAAAUAUCCGAAGAGAAUCAGCUGGCACCUCAACCGGCCAGGCAACACUACUCCGACCCUGAGGACAAGGUUAUAUUGGAGGAUGAACUACAGCGUGUUCGUUUGCAUGGUAAUGUUCGUUGCGAAGAAUUGGCCACCGGCAUAGUUUGCGCUGCUAUGGGCCUUAUAGAGGAAGAUGGUCGUUUCGAUGUCCAAGAGCUGAUUUUCUAUGAGGGAGGAAUUCAGAAGCCUUUGCCAAAGAAGGGCAUGGAGCGUUUAUUGGUAUUGGUAUCUGGUCUGGACCAGGUGCAGUCUUUUAAUUAUGUCGACUCCUUAAAUCUUUUUCAACAUUGGCUGAGGGGUAAUGUUCUUAAAGCCGGCGAAUGUAAUAUAAUGCGACUCAUAAUUGCUGGUAAUUCGGUCAAGAGUUGUGAGGAAAAGCGUCUACCCUCUCUGCAAACACGUACACAUGAGUUCAAAGAUGUGGUGGAUGCCAUGCAAUCGUUGGAUGAAUGGUUUGCCGCUUGGUCCAGUACACUGGCCAUUGAUGUUAUGCCGGGUCCCUAUGAUCCGGCCAACUAUAUGCUGCCGCAACAACCAUUCCACAGUUGCAUGUUUCCCAGGGCAGCAAAACAUGAGCGUUUUCAAAGUGUCACAAAUCCUUACAGCUGCUCGGUGGAUGAUGUUCUUAUUUUGGGUACCUCUGGUCAAAAUGUCAGAGAUUUACAAAGAAAUACCGCCUUGGAAAAGCCCUUGGAUGCAUUACGUAGCACAUUGCAAUGGGGUCAUUUGGCACCGACAGCACCUGACACAUUGGCAUGUUAUCCAUACCUAAAUUCCGAUCCCUUUAUAAUUAAAGAAUGUCCACAUGUCUACUUUGCUGGUAAUUGUGAUGAAUUUGCAACACUGCUGCAUGAAGGCACUCAAAAUCAGAGAACACGUUUAGUAUGUGUGCCCAACUUUGCCAAAACUCAGAGUAUAGCAGUGCUUAAUUUGGAGAGUUUGGAAUGUUAUGAGAUUUCUUUUGAUUGUAAAGAUGAUUAAGCCUUGAAUAUUUUGCGUAAUUAAAACUCAAAAAUUUUA